AUGGGAACGCGGGACAUACAGCCUGAUGCAUCCGAGCUAAAUCCUAUCCCGGAGCAGCGGGCUGUGUUGUCUUCAGGACCGGACAGCCGAGCAUCUCCUUUCUCUCCAAAUUGCCUUGAAGGCGAAAGAGCGGGAUCCAGGUCGCUGCGUAGCUUUGGGGGUUUGACAGAUGAAAAAGUGAAGGCCUAUCUUUCUCUUCACCCCCAGGUACUGGAUGAAUUUGUGUUAGAGAGCGUUGGUGCUGAAACAGUGGAAAAAUGGCUUCAAAGGAAACAAAAUAAAGAGGAAGAUAUUUCAGUUCCUAAGCAUGUAAGCAGGUACCAAAAUCCCGAUAUGGAAGGAAUGGUGUACGACCUGAACAGCCAUUUAGAGAAACGGAUGGAUAUAACAGGGAACAAUCAACUGCUCUUGUAUGAAUUGAGCACCAUCAUUCAAAUAGCUACAAAGGCUGAUGGAUUUGCACUGUAUUUCCUGGGAGAAUGCAAUAAUAGUCUUUGCAUGUUCACACCACCAAGAGUGAAGGAUGGACAACCAGUACUUGUUCCUGUAGGACCAGUUAAAUACGGCACCACAAUAUCUGCUCAUGUAGCCAAAUCUAAGAAAACACUGUUAAUAGAAGAUAUUUUGGGGGAUGAACGGUUUCCCAAAGGAACUGGGCUGGAAUCAGGGACUCGUAUCAAGUCUGUACUUUGUUUGCCAAUUGUGACCGUACUUGGAGAUCUAAUUGGUAUCCUGGAGCUUUAUCGAAAAUGGGGUAAUGAAACUUUCCAUCUCAGUCACCAAGAGGUUGCAGUAGCAAACCUUUCGUGGGUCUCAAUAGCAAUGCAUCAAGUAGAGGUAUCCAGGGGUUUGGCCAAACAGACUGAACUGAAUGACUUCCUGCUUGAUGUAUCAAAAACCUACUUUGAUAACAUAGUUGCAAUAGAUUCUCUACUUGAAAAUAUAAUGAUAUAUGCAAAAAACCUGGUGAAUGCAGAUCGCUGUGCACUCUUCCAGGUAGAUCAGAAGAACAAUGAGUUGUAUUCAGACUUGUUUGAUAUUGGAGAAGUACAUGAAGGGAAGCCUGUCUUCAGGAAGACCAAAGAAAUAAGAUUUUCCAUUGAAAAAGGAAUAGCUGGUCAGGUAGCAAGAACUGGUGAAGUCCUCAACAUACCUGAUGCCUAUGCAGAUCCACGUUUUAACAGGGAGGUAGAUCUCUACACAGGCUAUACAACAAGGAACAUUUUAUGCAUGCCUAUUGUGAGUCGAGGAAGUGUCAUAGGUGUUGUGCAGAUGGUGAACAAACUAACUGGAAGUGCCUUUUCUAAAACCGAUGAGAACAAUUUUAAAAUGUUUGCGGUCUUUUGUGCUUUGGCAUUACACUGUGCUAAUAUGUAUCACAGAAUUCACCAUUCAGAAUGUAUAUAUCGGGUAACAAUGGAGAAGCUUUCAUAUCACAGUGUUUGUACAGCAGAAGAGUGGAAAAAUCUAAUGGAUUGUAAACUGCCAUCACAACUCUGCAGAGAGAUUGAACUAUUCCAUUUUGACAUUAGUCCUUAUGAAGAGUUUUGGCCAGCAAUUUUUAUCUAUAUGAUUCAUCAAAGUUGUGGAGCAGGCUGUUUUGAUAUGGAAAAACUAUGUCGUUUCACGAUGUCUGUAAAGAAGAACUACCGUCGAGUGCCCUAUCACAACUGGAAACACGCCAUCACAGUUGCACAUUGCAUGUAUGUUAUUCUUCAGCACAACCACAGGACUUUCACAGACUUAGAACGAAAGGGUCUUCUCGUUGCCUGUUUAUGCCAUGACUUGGAUCACAGGGGUUAUAGCAACAGCUAUCUUCAGAAAUUUGAUCAUCCAUUGGCAGCACUUUAUUCCACUUCAACCAUGGAACAGCAUCAUUUUUCUCAGACAGUGUCUAUACUGCAGGGUGAUGAAAUGAAGAAGUUAGGUAUUCAACCUAUACCUAUGAUGGACAGAGAGAAAAAAGAUGAAGUUCCUCAGGGUCAGAUUGGGUUCUAUAAUGCUGUAGCUUUGCCCUGCUAUAGUACACUUGCACAGAUCCUCCCUCCCACAUCACCACUCCAUCGAGCCUGCAGGGAAAAUCUCAAACAAUGGGAAAAGGUGAUACGAGGGGAAGAAGCUUAUGGAUGGAUACCCUCCCAAACUACUAAUUCUGACUCAGACACUUUCCCUGUGAAGAUUGUUGACUGAUCCACAUUUAAGGCUUUUUAUUCCACAAUUUCUAGCCUUUUAAAAGGAUAAACUCUGCAAAUACAAAGUGGGAAGACUGAGUGCAAAUUUCUUUUCCUCGGUGAUACAAUGUGAACACAAGAUCCAACUAUUCAAGCAAAAGUCGGCUUGUAAAUAUAAAAGACUGGCUUUUUAAUAGGCUAUUUUGCUGAGGCCUUAAUUUCAAAAUGAUUGGGCUGGGAAGGCUAACCUAGGCUUGGUUUUAAAUUGUGUCUUUGUGGUAAGGAGGUUUCACUGGCACUUUUGCAUACUAUUACACAAUACUGUGAUUGGCUUAAAUACCAGGUUCACCUGGGGAACUCUAGACUGUAAUAGGACAUUUCCACACUGAUAUGGUAAAUGUUUUUGUUUGAGCUUUGAACUCCAGAAGAAAAUCUCUGGGGCAGAAACUAUCACUGAGUUUACAGUACUUGAAUUUAUCUUGCUUCAAAUGGGAGGUUUAAUUUCCAGAUACUAGUCUCCUAAAGCAUCAUGAAGCAACUACUUUAUUGCACCCAUUAGACAUUGGGAAAAAUAUAUCAGUGUUUCUUUAGUGAUUUUGUAAUUUAGGGGAAAUGUCCAUUUCUACCCUGGAAACAGAAUAUUUACCUCUGGUUGUAAGUAUCACAUUAGGUACCUGAAAACCCAUCGUUUCAACCCUAGUAAGAGUAAUGGGUUGAAUUUCAAAUGUAGUAGUGUAAAUCUGUCAGGAAAAGCUAGUCAUUGUGUAAACAAAUAUUACAGAUGGAUGCCUUCAAAUCCCAGCUAGUUCACAAAAAAUAGGACCUUCCGGACAUAGUUAUAAUCUUCAGAAAUCAUAAUGGUACUUACAUAUUCUUAGUAGCUUCUGUGUUGCUCAUUAGCACCAGUUGGGCUCUGUUCUACCUUUCACUUUAAAUCUCCAUUUACUCAAAAACCUUUAAAACAAAUUGUCUAGUCUUGUAACCUGUUGCCUGUGGAACAAGAAAGCAGAUACGUUAAACCAUUGCUCUUACAUACUGUGAAGUCUGUGUUGAUAUUGGCCCCAAUUCUGCACAAAAUUUCAUUAUGUGAUAUAUUUCCAUAUGCGUUAGGCUGUAUACACACCUUGAAAAUGUGAAGUAGAGAGAAAGAAAUUGAAAAAAAAAAGUGUUAUAAACCUUAGAUGAGCAACAGCAUCUCUGAUACUAAUUAGAAUAGUUCCUUUUCAAGUUUCCUUGGGAACUUGAAACAGGUUGUGGCUGCAUUAAGGUUAAGAAAUUGGUUCCUUAAAUGGGCAAUGCCUUUUUUUCUCCCAGGCUCACACAAAACCUUGAAAAAAGUUAUUUUAAUGGAUAGCAGAGAGGAGCUGGCUUCCUAGGAGGCCCCAAAAAACUUCUUCCAAAUUAGGUUUGAAGCAUGUACAGUCCUAAUGUCUAUACCUCUUUGCAGAACUAUAUUUGCAAAUAUGUUAACCUUAAUCUAGUUGUAGACAAUGUAACAAUAAGCCAUGAGGUUUAAUCCUAGCACCACUGACCUCAGUGUGAACACCUCUAUUGACUUGAAUGGAAAUCUCUCCCUCUUUAUCUCUUUCUCUGCCUUUCUUUGUUUCUCUCUAUCUCGGUAGGAGCGUCUUCCUGCUGAAGUAGGCUUCAUUCGUAUACUUGAUAUAGCAUUUAAAUGGGCCUAUCGUAUAGGCCUUCUUGGCAAAAUCUUACAUACAAUACAUACACAACACAUCACCAUUGUAUUCCCCGUUCCAACAUUCUAUUCAAAUGCAGAUAUUUACUGGAUCGAUAAGCUUUCAGGCACCAUGUGACAAUGGUCAGAAGAUAACUAUCAAAUGCUGAAAGAAUCAAAUGAAAUGGAAAGCAAAUAUUGUAUUUUUCGGAAUAUAAGAUGCACCUUCCC
Thamnophis sirtalis is the source of this 4077-nucleotide messenger RNA. The record is from RefSeq and is a predicted model, not a curated record. Lineage: Eukaryota; Metazoa; Chordata; Lepidosauria; Squamata; Natricidae.